Messenger RNA from Felis catus (domestic cat), 6865 nucleotides. RefSeq names its product sterile alpha motif domain containing 12 (gene SAMD12). The transcript has 6 exons. The record is from RefSeq and is a predicted model, not a curated record. Gene Ontology annotation, cellular component: cytoplasmic side of plasma membrane. Gene Ontology annotation, biological process: cell surface receptor protein tyrosine kinase signaling pathway. Lineage: Eukaryota; Metazoa; Chordata; Mammalia; Carnivora; Felidae. Bases 333 to 917 code for a protein of 194 amino acids. Gene Ontology annotation, molecular function: protein binding.
AUGGAUGGAUUUGAGCAGCACUGUGGGUGUAGAGCUUACUGGACCUGAUGAGAGAUGGAAGGGAUGUGGUAAAUCGUGGAGAGAGUCCUGCCAAGGAUGACUCUGGUUUCUGUGGAACUGGAAAGAACUGGAAGAGGCAUUUUUGGGGGUAGUGGUAGAAAAUCCAAGAUUCAGUUUUGAACAUGUUAAAUCUGAGCUAUCUGAUACACUGGAAUUAGGGUGUUGAGCUCCAGUUUCACUUAGGUCUGAAGCUCCUAACAGGUCUAUCUAGGCCGUGGUUAAAAUUUGGACGUCAUCAGCAGUUUGUUGAUUGUAUCCGAGUGUGGGAAUGAAUGGCUCCUCUGAAGGAGAGCAUGGAGAGCAGGAAGGGAACCCCUGCCUCACUUCUGCGAAGCCAGCCCUCAUCUCUCAAGUGUCACAUACUCUCUUGGAAGCCUGCUCUCCACUGUGGCUUGAAUCCACGGGGUAUUGAUCAUCCUGCCCGUGCCGAAGGUAUUAAACUACAGAUUGAAGGUGAAGGUGUUGAAUCUCAAUCCAUUAAAAACAAAAAUUUUCAGAAGGUGCUUGACCAAAAAGGAACCCCCAAGCGACUGCCAGCAGAAGCUGAGACUGCUAAGUCGGCUACAGUGAAGCUGUCAAAACCAGUGGCUCUGUGGACUCAGCAGGAUGUCUGCAAGUGGUUGAAGAAACAUUGUCCGAAUCAGUAUCAGAUCUACAGUGAGUCAUUCAAACAGCAUGACAUAACUGGGCGAGCCCUGCUGAGACUCACUGACAAAAAGCUUGAGCGAAUGGGGAUUGCCCAGGAAAACCUCCGGCAGCACAUCUUACAACAGGUGCUCCAGCUGAAGGUGCGAGAAGAAGUCAGAAACCUACAGUUACUCACACAAGACUCCUGGUCCACCACCCUGGAUUCCUAGUUUCAUGGAGCAGAAGAACUCUGCUGGCUUAUGACACAUCGCCUCAGGGCCUCAACCGAGGGUUCUCCAUAAACGUGGUUAGCCUUCCAAGCUGCUGUCCUGCCAGUUGAUAUGAACAUGGCCUGUUCCUCACAGAAAGACUAACUCAUGGCACCUGCCAGAAGAUAUCCAUGGAGCAUUGACAGAUUAACCAGAUUAACUGAAAAAAAAAACACCCAUUCAGUCAAGAUUAUGGGCUUUGGAAAAUCUUAGUUUGCUGUGGAUUUUUAAAUGAGGUGCAUAAGAUACAGUGCCAACUUGUUCCAAGUGGUCAUUGGCAGACCAUUAGCUGGAAAAUUGCUUCCAGUUUUCAUCACUGUGCAUAACUCAAGCUCCCUUUGGGGGCUGUCUGUGCCCUUCACUAGAAGUCCUAUUUUAGCAUGGCAACUACUGGAUUAUUUUAUUAUGUGUGCAGAUGGCAUGAUAUGUUAGAAAAAAAAUCACAGCAGUUCUGCAAUGUCAGUGGAAGUGUUCACGAUACUCUGCCCUGGUAGGAAUGUAAACACGUCUUGGUUAUGUUAGUUAUGACGUCUAAAGGUAUUCUGUCCAACUCUUAAGCACUUUAUAUGAGAAAACUACGCCAAAACGAAUCAGCACGUUCUGUACCUAUGGGAAAACAAGUAUCCUCUCUCUCUCUUUUUUUUUUUUUAUAAACCCUGUCCUCUUUCUGGCUCAGACUGUCCAAGACAAAUUCCACCCCUAGCAUAUGGCAGUCAUUUGUGGUAGAUUGGUGUAUAUAUGGCCACAAUACUGUUAGGCUUAACCUGUUGACACUUUAGUGAACCAAUUGGAUUUCUUGUAGCUCUAGAGGGAAGGAGAAGGGGGCUGGUGGUUGAAACAUCUUAGUUCUUGGUUCCUGGUACCCAGGCACAACUUAGCACAUGCACAUACAGAUAAACACAGGGAGGUUGUAUGUGGCCAGUGUAUAUAUUCUGUCCUAUAGAAGAAUGUUUUCAAGAACAAAAGGAGACGGCCAUUUAAUCAAAGACCAUGGUGGGUUGAGGGUAAGGGUGGCAGAAUGCCGUUUUCCUGUGUGGUCUGACUUUACAACUUGAGAAGACUUUCUAGGUCAAGUUUAAAUCACAGCUCUCUGAAGAGGAAAAACAGCAAGUGUCCCCCUGUGUGCCCAAAGAAGGAAAAGGACCCAAUCCACACUAGGUUCCUACCUCAGUAGAGAACCUACUAGUCCCUUUUUAAUCCUUUCUGGGAUUAUAUCCACAAUUAAUUCUUUUUUUUACGAUGUCUUACAACAAAGCACACUAUUGCUUGUCUUUGGGCAUUAGAGAAAUGUCCACAUUGACUGACCUUACGUAAUGCUUUUGCUUUCUUUCCCCUGAAAAUAUAAACUUGGCUGAAUCAAAAAUUCAGCAAAUAUGUUCUGUGUACCCACAAUCCCAAUCUGGGACUGAUAGGCACUGGAGGCUUUUCUUUAAAUAUAUAUAACAACUCUGGGACCCUGCCAGCACAAGGAAGUUUGGCAUCUUAGGGGGUCUCCAUACAUGGUCUGCUCUCCCCCGGGGGCCUCAGGAAAUGCACAGCACUUUGGAAAACGCUCCCCCUCCCCACUGAGAUUUGGAAAGCUGACAGGGGAAGGGAAAGAGAGCCAAAUGUGAUUUGGGUGAGUCACCUCAUAGGAUGACUCACCCCAACCUGUCAGGCUGUAUUGCCAAAGAAGGGGGCUUCCAAGAGGGAACUCAGAGGGAUUUCAGUCACCAACAAGUUCUGGCCUCUCGAUGGGUCAGCCCAGGACCACCAGGCCCUCACAGACCCUAAUUCUUCACAAAUCCAGAAUUACGAGGCCAAACCCUGUUGCCAAUGCCCCUGGGGAGAACAUUCCAAUCUCUACUGCCCACCUCUUGAAUUUCACUUCCAACAGCAGGGCUUCCUUCUUCUUUCCUUUAUCCAGCACACGUUUGUUGAGCACCUACUGUGUGCCAAACAUCGUGCUGGGGUAACAACAGGGUACAAGGCCGGCUCCCCAUGUCCUUCUGAGACAAUAUCUCCUCCUCCCAAACCCUGUCCCUGUCCCAGCUUUUCCACAAUGAAAACAGUAUUCAAGCAGCAUUCACCUCCUGCCAGAGGGACCUCAGAAAAUGCACAUGGCAGCAGGCAGUUCCCUUGCCUGAGGAAGUAGACAGUGGAAGAAGAGGUAGUGGACAGCAUCGGGACACAUAUUUGGAUCCUUGUGCACAGCCUGCCCUUCCAGCGCCCGGACUUUGCUGGUUAGGGCUUCCCCCAAGCAGCUUUUAAUUCCUUUCCUUGAUAGUCACCCUGGUCAUCUGUAUUCCCAUCCUUUACGUAGGCACAACCGUGCAUCGUUAUGCUGGAUUCUCUAAAGCUCCAAUUCUAAACUUAGUCUUGGGGACACAGAAGAGGACCUGCUGAAUCCAAAAGAACUACCAGCUGCUGAAAUAGUGUAGCUGGGAAUUUGUUGGUUCACUAAUUGAGGGUCGUUCGGAGUCGACCCUUUAGUUGUUACAGGUAACAACCUUGGAAAACUGGACAUACUUUAUGGUGCAGGUGGUCAUCCAGUGAUGCUGGUUCAUCCUUGCUUUGGCUUUUGCAAAAUGUGUUCUGAACAAUUAAAUAAGUAGAGUUUCCUAGUUUUUUUUUUUUUCAGUCAGAAGUGUGCUGACAAAUUUUUAAAAGGUGAUGGCUAAGGGUGGAGAUGGGAAAAGGCAAAGCUGAAGUCAAUGAAAGAACCCAGUUGAAAAUGGCUUCUCUAUAAAUGCCUUAAUUCCUGGUGUAUCACAUAUUUGCGUAGUAACUGUGACUGUUUUCCAAACUGUCAGCCUCAUUUUGCAGUCUUUGGCGGGGAAAGUUUUGGAAACAUGGAGGCAUAAAAUCUGAGCAGUCACUUGCUAAACCAGCAAAAUGGAGAACCGACUUCAUUCACAGCCUUUAGGUUCUUUGUUCCGUGUUAAGCCACGAUUUCUGGCUGUUACUUCCUCCUGUGCUGUACCUUAUUCCCAAGAUGUAUGUUGGAGAUUUUACCUCCCAGAAGUUCAGGAAUGGCUGUGGGGAGUUUUGUUUAGUAGGCAGCGGGAGACCAGGAGGUAAGGGAUAAAUAUUUUGAUGUCUAAGGGCUAUAAACUGUUGAUGCUUAACUUUUCCUUUUACUUAAACCUGUGCGACACCUUUUAUUGAAAGGCUGACACCCACACUUGAGCAAGAAAGACACUCUUGGGAAGGAACAGAAAUGAAUAAUUAUCAGACUCUCUGGGGGUGCCAAGGGGAUUAGCUUGUACCAGCUUGAGAACUGAAUUUGAGAUGCAGAGCAUCGGUGGUUCUGCUAGGGUGAAAAGCAAAUCACUUCUGUAGUUUAAGACGUACCUAGGGGACAGAGAUCCCUACAAACUUCCCUAUGGAUGAUGGCCACCUGCAGACCCCUGCACGGGUUCUGUGAGCUGUGUCACUGCACACUGGGCUUCUACCUCCAGAAUGGGGGAAGCAGCCCUGAGUUGUCUCCAAAGUCACUUCUCGGUUGCUCAGAGGUUAACGGUCCUUAGUUCUGAGGGAAUUUUGCCAUUUUUAACACUCAAGGGGAAAAGGAGUAUCAACCUUACUGAAAAUAUAACCUAAGGAUAGAAACCUCCAAUGGAUUUACCCCAGUGUUACUUGCAAAUGCUUUCUUUGUCUGCAAAUGUCGCCUGAUUGAUUUUGAAUGGGAACUACAAAAGUCUCUCUGAAGAAAAGUUUAGAAGACCCCCUUUACCCAAACCUCCUCUCCCCGGUGCAUUAGCAGCUUUAUUCUUGGUGAUGUUUUCCUCUACAAUCUUUAGAGUAAUUUUGUUGCUUGACAACUAGACUUAAGACUGCCGUAGACUCUUUUUAAAAAUCUAAUCUUUGAAAAUGACAUAAAUUCUUUUAUGCCUUAAAGGCUGUUUUUAUUCACCUCUCCCACAACCCCCUCCACCUCACUUUCUUGCUUUGUUGUUUUUUUUUUUUUUUAAUCUCUUCUUUUAACAAAAUUUCUUGGGUAGAUUUUGAGUAUUCUCUAAAGAACACAAACAGAAAACCUUAACCGUCCCCCUUUUCCCCAGUACUGACUAAUAAUUCCUUCUUAUGCUUGAUCUUGGUGAAGUCUUGCUGCCCGAACAGCAGUGGAUGUGAAUUCACAUCUCCAGGGAGUGACUGGUCAAAGCUGCUAAUCAAAACUGAACCCGUGAGAUUAUGAGCAAGGACAGACCAGGAGAUGCUUCUGCUCGGGGCACAGCUGGGGACUCUAUUUCAAAGACAAACAGGUCCUGCUCCUUUGUUUUUUUAGAUCUGCAUCUAAUCCUGUGGCCAGAGAACUGUCUUAUGAAUUCUGCUUUGUCAAUGUGCACGAUUUCUGGCACCACUGCAUAGCUUCCAGGUCAAACAGGACCACAUUUCCAUUCUUUUGCUCUGGUGACUUACUCUAGUGGGGAGACAAGGAACAUUCUUUUGAAAGCUGACCACCUGUGGGAAGCUUGAGGAAGAGUUGGCCAUGUGCACAGGGAGGUUCCGCUGCACCUUAAUAAAAAGAACAAAAUAGAUCCUUCCCUGGAGAUUCUCAUGUGGGCACGUGGCCGGAGGGAUAAUAUCAAAACUGGUUUUCUUCUGGCCAUUAUCUUGGCCCUGCAGGGAAAAUUCCGGGCUAGAGUGCAGGUGGGAGGGGCACCAUUUCUAAGAUCUAAAAAUUUUAGGAUGAAAUUCACCUCUAAGAUAAAUGUAAAGGAGGAAGUGCCAGUGAGUAUGGGACCAGUUUUAGACCUCUUGCCCAACAGCACCAAGACGGACAGAUGACUUCCACAGAGCAGCAGAAAAUGGGUGUAGAAGGCUUUGUAAGCUGGGAGUUUCAUGCACCAUGUAGGGCUAUUUUACAAUCUUGAAGAGCCCCAAGCACUCUUACUUCAGAGUCUCCCUUCUCCAGUUACAUCAAACACCAAAAAGCACCAACAACAUGCACCUAAUAAAAUUUCAAAGUUACCAUAUGACUUGCACAGAAUUGCAGUUGACUGGUUGACAUAACAUUAAGUGUUGUAGAUACAUUCUUUGUAAUUAUACGAUAUUCUUUUCAUAUUUUGGAGCCAAUGGUUGAGGGGUUUCAUUUAUUUAACGGCUUGUUUUGUUGCUGUUGUUAUUUCCAAACCUCAAACAUUUACGGAAGCCUUAGGCUCUUAAACCCAGGCCUUUAGGCCUCAAGUGCAGAGUGAUAGAAACAGCCCUGCUGACGUGAAUGAUAAGAAGAAUGUUACAUUAAUCCAGUUGGAGAUACUAAUACGUAAAACAAUGAAGACACUGAAGACGCUGCUGGUUGCUUUCUGCAUCGUUAUAAUCUUUUAAAUUUCAAUAAUUUGGAUCAAAGGAAACAAACAGGGUGUUUACGCAUGGCUUUGCCCUAUGAGCACACACACAGCUAUCAAAUGUGCAAUUCUAAGCUGAGUUGAUAAGAGCACACAGCUCUGUUUUAUGUGACUCUAUUUAAAUACAACCCUCCCCAAAUUCGAUAACAAUGUAUUCAAGAGUUCUCUUUAAAAAAAAAAAAAUCUGAAACAAGAGAUUCUCAUUAGAUCAUUAUUUCUCCUGCGGUUGGGGGAGUGAUUUUGUGACCUGACUUUGAAGAAAUACUUACGCUUGCCAUUAAAUACAAGUGUCUGGUCGUUGCUCUGUUCCACAAACUGAUGGUGGCCACCUCCCAUUCCACAGAGGAAGUUGGCUGGCCUCCCCCUAAAAUAGCACAAGUAUCAUGAAGAUACCUUUUGAAGCUCUGGUUAGUCCCCCUAUUCAUGCAUGAUUCCAAGAAUAUGAUUUGGAUUGAGCAGCGUCCUGGUCUUUGAUUAUGUCACCCCUAAAUCAAUUUGAAUUAUAUAUUCAAUUAUAUAUUAUAUGUAUUAUAAUAUAUAAUAUAUAUAAUUUCCAAGAUUUUUUUAUUGACCACCAUC